AUGGUUAAGGGUCUGCUCGCUUUAAGCUUGCUGCUGGGGUGCUUGGCUGUAGGUUGCUCCGGCGAUCGACACCAUCGCAGCGAUGAGCACCGUGCGCCAAAAACUGAUCAUAUCGAUAAAGGUCAGCGUCGAAAGCCGGUGGAAGUUUACCUAAAGUUAUCCGCCAAUCCGCAGCUGUUUGUGGCGAAGAAGAGUGAGGAAGGCUUUCUGUUUACUACCGCCCGGCCGGGAGCGCCGGACCGAAAGCAGUGUGAGCAGUGUGUUUUCCGGAUCGUUUGCAAAGGUCCCGAUUGUGCGGAAGUGUGUGAACUUUGUGGCAAAGACAGUGGUGCAAAAUUUACCGAUCACGAUAGUGACCCGUGUAGUGAGUCCCAGGAGAUGGAACCGGUGUCCAGAGAUUCUAGAAGAAGAAAGGGACAGACAACAACUGCAAGUCAGUCCACCACUCGACAGCCAGAAACAGUGACGAGCUCGAACAAACCGGGCAGAUUUAGUGAGCAGGAUGGUAGCAAGAUGACAAAAUCGGACGAACGCGUUGGUCCUGUCCGGAAGUGGAUUAAGGCUCGGAGAGAGUUCCGGAGAAAGCAGCUAGAGGAGCGUAAUAAGGCAAGAUCAGAAGCUCGAAAGUUAAACGGUGCUAGAGAAACCGAACCGAAAGAUGAAAAAUCAACAACAAGCGUCACUACUAAAACUACUAAACAAUCUGAAGAAAAGGAUGAGAAAAUGCGAGGGACUACAAAGGCGCCAAUUUCUCCGAAGGAUGGUAAAGAGAGCACCGAAUCAUUAGAACAUUCAAAGGACAAAUCAGACAAAACACAUGAAAAUGAAGUUGUGUUUCACAUUCCAAAGAAAAAGGAACCAACAGCACACGACCACUCCGAACAAUCAGCAAAACCAGAGAAUCGCGUCAAAGUAAGUGAGGAGGACUUAUCGGAAAACUCCAAGAUUUUGAAACUACUAGAAAAAAUUAUAAAACAAAAAGAGAUGGAUAAAAUGGAGGAAGAGCGAAAGCAUCGACAAGAAACAGAACAAAGGAAGGCAAAGGUUGAGACAACUACAAAGAGACUAGAUGGUAAAGCUACUAAACCGAGCAAGGCUAGUGACGCGACCCACUCCCAUGCUAUAAAAGUAGUAGACGAAAAGGAAAAAUCAGCUCACUCGGCCGAGCCGGACUGGGAUUCCGCAAUGGAAGAGAACUUUGUGCAGUCGGGAAAGAAGGAAGAACCGGACGGUUGGCCUCAGCUGAUCGCGAAACUGGUGCAAACCGAAAUCGAGAGCGCUCAUCUACUUAUCAAACACAAACCACUUAAAGCGGCACUGAAGAAUCUAAAGCAACGGUUUAAACCCAUUUUCAUUGCUGCCUCGAAAGCGCUCGCCAACGUGUUUGGUGUGCAGACUGUCGAGGAGGAGACGAUCAAGGCGAAAAAGGAUAAGGAUGAGAAGGAAAAAAGCUCUCCGGCGACACUAGCGCCACCACCGACCGCUGUCACUAGUAAACCAUCGCCCGCAGAUGAUACGCACCUGUCAAAACCGACGGCCGUCAAAAUGGACACGCACCGGAGGCGAGCUUCUAUUUAUUCAGCACGUUCUCGACGACCGAAAGACCGGCGUCGGCGGAGACCAUUAUCGUUGCGGGCAUCGGUGAAAAAUAAGCUCCGCGAGCUGGAAUCAGCGGACAAGUCGGGAUCGGCCGGGCACGGGAAAGAUUGCAGCUGCAAGUGUCUCGCUUCGAGAUGA
This is a messenger RNA of Anopheles stephensi (Asian malaria mosquito), 1737 nucleotides long. RefSeq names its product nucleolar protein dao-5-like. The coding region runs from base 1 to 1737 and encodes 578 amino acids. The transcript has a single exon. Lineage: Eukaryota; Metazoa; Arthropoda; Insecta; Diptera; Culicidae. The record is from RefSeq and is a predicted model, not a curated record.